AUGUCGGCAACCGCCCGACUUCUCUUCACUCGAUCAUUCAUCAAACCCACAACAUCAGCAUUCAUCCGUAGCCAAUUGGCGCUGCCGAAUAACAAAUUCUCCUGGGCCAGGUCAGCGAGCCACUACACGGCAUCAACAUCCAAAGCAGAUUUCGACAACGAGUUCCAUAAAGACAACGGGUUCCAUAAGCACCAUCAGCAUAACAAGAUGGGCAAGAGACAGUUUAACGGCAAGCCUGGAAAGUUCAGGAAAAAGCAGAAGAAGGUUGUGGUUGCGUCCGAAGGAUCCCCGGAGGAAGUUCUGCUGCACGAUAUCAAUGCACUUCUUGAGACCUUGACUGUGGCCGAUGUGAUCGAUGAGGGAGCCACUGAGGCUCAGGCUGAGGCCAAGCCGGAGGUUGAGAAGGUAGAGGGUGAGGAGAAGACGGAGGAGAAGACGGAGGACAAGGAGGAGGCUGAGACCAAGCAGGAGCUUCUUGCGCAGGGCACCGAAAUCGAAGCCGAGGUGCUAUCACUGUCCUCCACCGGUGAUGGUCUUGCCAGGCAGAAGGGUUCGAACUCCAACCACAUCUAUGUCGUCCCCUUCACUGUCCCCGGCGACGUUGUCAAGGCCCGCGUCUACCGCCAUGUACCGCAGGACGGCUACUCGCAUGCCGAUUUCCUGGAGGUCCUCACCCCUUCGCCUCUCCGCGACGACAGCCGCAUCCAGUGCAAGUACUUCGCCAAGUGCUCCGGCUGCCAGUUCCAGAUGCUCGACUACUCGGAGCAGCUCAAGCACAAGCGCAGCAUCGUGGUCAAGGCCUACAAGAACUUCUCCAACCUCUCUCCCGAGCUCGUUCCCGAGAUUCUCGACACCAUCGGCUCCCCUCUUCAGUACGGCUACCGCACCAAGCUGACCCCCCACUUCGACGGCCCCCCUGGCGGCAACCGCCGCGGCUUCAAGAAGCCCAUGGAGGAGAUGCCCCCCAUCGGUUUCACCCCCAAGGGUCUGCGCAAGGUGAUGGACAUCGAGGACUGCCCAAUCGCCACGGACGCCGUCCGCGCCGGUCUCAAGGCCGAGCGCGAGCGCAUGUCCAAGGAAUUUGCCUCCUACACCCGCGGCGCCACCAUCCUGCUUCGCGAGAGCACCAAGCGUGUGCCCAAGCCCGCCGACGGCUCGGAAAUCGCCGUUCCCGAUCUCAAGCCCGGCGUGCUCUCCACGCCCAUCGCCACCCCCGCCUGCGACGGCAGCUACACCGACUUCAAGACCUGCAUCACCGACAACAACGCCACCUCGACCGAGUACAUUGACUCCUUCAUCUUCCAGAACCCGGCCGGCUCCUUCUUCCAAAACAACAACUCCAUCCUCUCCCCCUUUACCGACCACAUCCGCCAACACAUCCUCCCGCCCUCGCUGCCGGAAGGCGCCAAGCCCAUCAAGAACCUAAUAGACGCCUAUUCGGGCUCUGGCCUCUUCACCAUCACCCAAUCCUCCCUGUUCCCGGGUGGCUCCAUCGGCAUCGACAUCGCCGACAAGUCCAUUGACUUUGCGCGGCGCAACGCCCGCCUGAACGGGCUGGACGAAUCGCAGUGCAAGUUCAUCGCGGCCGACGCGCCCAAGCUGUUCGAGUCCGUUUCGCAACUCGACGCGGACGAGACCGUGGUGGUUCUGGAUCCGCCUCGCAAGGGGUGCGAUGCCAGCUUUUUGCGACAGCUGAUGCAGUUUGCGCCGAGGAGGGUGGUGUAUGUCAGUUGCAACGUGCACACGCAGGCGCGCGAUGUCGGCGUGUUGGUCAGGGGCCGCGUGGGGGAUACAUUUGGGGAAGCGUUUGUGGAUCCGACGGAGGGGGAGAAGAAGAUGAGUCGCUAUGUGAUUGAGAGCAUUCGCGGGUUUGAUUUCUUCCCGCAGACGGGGCAUGUCGAGGGCGUGGCGAUUUUGAAUCGGGUUGAUGAGUAGAGAGUAGUUGUGUGUGAUGAAUACAAGCAAAAGACG
This is a messenger RNA of Neurospora tetrasperma FGSC 2508, 1971 nucleotides long. RefSeq lists its product as uncharacterized. Gene Ontology annotation, biological process: tRNA processing. The transcript has a single exon. Lineage: Eukaryota; Fungi; Ascomycota; Sordariomycetes; Sordariales; Sordariaceae. Gene Ontology annotation, molecular function: tRNA (uracil(54)-C5)-methyltransferase activity, S-adenosyl methionine-dependent. Bases 1 to 1935 code for a protein of 644 amino acids. The record is from RefSeq and is a predicted model, not a curated record.